UUCAGUCUCCAGUGCGGACGAUGUUGGUGUGCUUUUACGAGUGGACCAGACAAACUUGACUUUUCGACUAUUUGCAUUGCGGUUGAAUUGGUAAAAGGUGUAGUGACCGGACUGGCUGUGAUGAUUGCAAAUGACUGAAUACUCUGGUCCAUUUAUAAGAGGAGAAGCGUCUUCUUCAUUCCAGACGACUAAGGAAAGAUCAGCUGCAGUUUAGGACGGAGAUACUCGUGAGAUACUGGAUGGCUUAGCGAUAUCCCAAACGAAAGACAUGAGACGUAGUAAAUCAUCCUGACCCUACGUAAGUUCUAAUGUCUGAUAACAGGUUAUCAGAGGCGCCUUCUAAACACAAACUCACUAUGACCCCAAAACAUCGAUAAACGACCAAAUCGAAAACCGUCAACAAAAAAUCUAGUCAUAAAAGCGGAGAUAACGAGAAGCCAAACAAACAGCCAUUCAUUGAUGAUUUAUUCCGAUACCUGUGAUCAGUUAUGCGUAUCAUUAGUUUGUUAUGUUCGCUGUUCCUAACGAUGGUGCACAGUGCACAGCAGAAACGUGGGGUGUUGGGGGCUUAUGGACCGAGACAGCAGAAACCCAACAUCGUGCUGAUACUGACGGACGAUCAGGACGUGGAGCUGGGGAGUUUGAAUUUUAUGCCGAAGACCCUUAAAGCCGUCAAGUAUCAAGGGGCAGAGUUUAGACACGCCUACGUCACGACUCCGAUGUGUUGUCCGUCCAGAUCGUCAAUGUUGACAGGGAUGUAUGUGCAUAAUCAUAACGUCUACACCAACAACGACAACUGCUCGAGCACCACCUGGCAAACGACAUACGAGACGAGGUCUUUCGCUACUUACCUGAGCAACGCAGGGUACAGAACAGGUUAUUUCGGAAAGUAUUUGAACAAAUACAACGGUUCCUACAUACCACCUGGAUGGAGAGAAUGGGGUGGGCUCAUUAUGAACUCCAAGUAUUAUAAUUACUCCAUCAAUAUGAACGGGAAGAAAAUCAAGCAUGGAUUCGACUAUUCCAAAGAUUACUACCCGGAUCUGAUAGCCAACGAUUCGAUCGCCUUCCUGAGGCAGUCUAAAAAAAACAGUGCCCAUAAACCAGUAAUGCUGACCAUGUCUUUUCCGUCGCCACACGGUCCAGAGGAUUCAGCGCCCCAGUAUUCGGACCUGUUCUUCAACGUAACUAGUCAUCACAUUCCUUCCUACGAUUACGCGCCAAAUCCAGACAAGCAGUGGAUACUCCAAGUCACCAACAAGAUGAAGCCGAUCCACAAGCAGUUCACGGAUCUGCUGAUGACCAAACGGCUUCAAACGCUCCAGUCGGUGGAUGCUGCGGUGCAAAGGGUGGUCGAGGAGCUCGAACUGCUUGGUGAACUGCAGAAUACGUACAUCAUUUACACGUCCGACCACGGUUAUCACCUGGGUCAGUUUGGACUCAUCAAGGGGAAGAGUUUCCCAUUCGAAUUUGACGUUAGGGUGCCCUUCCUUAUAAGAGGACCUGGGAUAGAUCAUGGGGCUGUGAUAGAUGAAAUCGUGCUGAACAUCGAUUUGGCUCCAACGUUUCUAGAUAUAGCAGGGGUGGACACGCCACCACAUAUGGACGGACGUUCGAUACUACCUCUCCUGUUGAGCAGUAAGAGGAAGAAGUUGAAAUGGCCGGACACUUUUCUGAUUGAAAGUUCAGGUCGUCGUGAAACGCCCUUCCUGGAUGCGAAACUCAGGAAGUUGGCCGCAAGGGAACAGCAGCUCACCCUCAGAAGCAGCACGAGCACCACCCCCAUGACCGAAGUUUACGAAACGACGACCACUGUUAUGUUGAGCAACGAUUCUUCUUCCGAGGUACCGGAAACGAAACUUUAUGGGUCUGAGGAAGCUACGGACGACGAGGGAGGAGAGGUUGAUCAUGAAGACGACCUUCCCGAUUUGAACGAGGACAUGCGCAAGAUGAGGGAGCUUGAGACUGAGAUACAGGAGGAGGAGAUCACUAAUCAGGAUAAACCGCCUCUGAAACGAGACAAUAUGCAGCUAGACAACAGGGUUCUGCCCGGUUUCAUCCCGUUGUACAGCAAAUUCGAACGGCUGGUGAGGGAAUGCUCGCAGCCGAACAUGCAAAAACCGUGCACUUCGAACCAGAAAUGGUUCUGCGUGUACGAUAACGGGAGGUGGAGGAAACACAAGUGCAAAUCUAUUGUUUUGAAUUCGAGGGCGGUCCCCGACAAUAAAUAUCGAAAGUGCGCUUGUUUCACCCCGAACGGUCUGGUCUACAAAAAAGUUCCGAUAGAAAACAUCCCAAGGAGAAAAAGCAUCUCCAGGACCAAGCGAGACGUUGACCUGGAUGAAAUAUUCUUCACCGAACUGGAAGAAUCCACCGACGAUUCAAGAAAUAAAAGGAAUGCCCUGGAACGCGUCGACGACAAGAUGAAAAACCUACGUGGACAACUCAACGAUCUUCAGUACGUGAAUACCUCAGCCAUCGACGAACAGAUGCGUUCCAGGAAUCUGGAAACGAACCUCAUCGGCGAUUCGAUAUCGGGCUGCAGAAUAUUGGGCAGGGGAAAUGUUAACUGUUCGAAUCUGGUCUACCAGAACAGGAGGGUGUGGCAGAAGUCGAGACACGAGGUCAACAACGAGAUACAGGAGCUGAAGGAGAAGCUGGAACAACUUAAGGAGAUCCGGAGACACCUCAAACAUUACAGACCGGAGGAUCACGAUGGCGUCGAUACAGAUCUGUUGGAACCUACCACCAAUCUGCUGCCCAAGGUCAACAGGAGGAAGCAUCACAAGAAGACGAAUGAGAUGGGGAGGUAUCAUAGACCGACUACCCCGAGAGUAGUCACGGUGGAAAAUGUUACCGAUAGUCCUGCAGUGAGGAACGAUACGGUCGAAGAGGAGGAUGAGAACGACAACGCAACUGAAUUCGUGAAGCCCAACAAGCCAAAGCAUCAAAAACACAUACCAAUAAUCGACGAGAGAACAUCGGAAGAAAUCCCUUAUCCACCUAGCAACUGUCACUGCGAAAGCCUGGAUUUCGAUUCCGAAGAUUCCUCUAGCGUGGAAGAUGUCAGAAGUAGCAGGAGGAAACUAGACGAGGAAAAGAUGAGGAGACGUGCAAGGAAACAGAGGAAGAAGGAGAGCUUGGACAAGCAGUGUUCCUCCGAGAGGAUGAACUGUUUCCACCACGACAACGACCACUGGAAGACCGUCCCUUUGUGGACCAACGGUCCCUUCUGUUUCUGCAUGAACUCCAACAAUAAUACGUAUUCAUGCGUGAGGACCAUCAACGUUACACACAAUUUUCUGUAUUGCGAGUUCACCACCGGACUGGUGACUUUCUACAACUUGCGGAUAGAUCCAUUUGAGCUUCAGAAUCGUAUAGAUCAGCUCAAACCGGAGGAGAAAUCGUUUCUGCACGAUCAGUUGAGAGAUUUGGUGAGAUGCAAGGGGAAAUCUUGUACAGUAAACCAAAGUGCGUUGUAUAAUAACAGACUUCGUGAAAAUAUCCCACAUAGGAGAUUGGAGAAUGGCUUCCAUAGGUACAAGAAGAGAAAACCCUUUCCAGAUCAUCCAAGAGGAGGAUAUCUCUCUCACAAUGGAAGCUACCAAGCGAGACAUUUCAUGAAGCUAGUGAAUCGAAGCAAUUCCAGUCAUAUCGAGAAUAGGAGGCUCAUAUCAAACACAACGAAGAGAAAAAGGAAACAUUUAGCUGAAAGGCUGUAGAUUAGUUUAGCAUAUUUAAUUUAAACAAUUAUUUAUAUUUAUAUAUCGUGCAAAUAAGUUAUUGGUCCACAAAUCGCUUCAAAAGUAGAAGAAAAAUGUAAACUUGUGUCCAUCGAAUAAAAGAGGAAUUGAUUA
This is a messenger RNA of Coccinella septempunctata (seven-spotted ladybird), 3857 nucleotides long. RefSeq names its product extracellular sulfatase SULF-1 homolog (gene Sulf1). Bases 489 to 3722 code for a protein of 1077 amino acids. Gene Ontology annotation, molecular function: glycosaminoglycan binding; N-acetylglucosamine-6-sulfatase activity. The transcript has 13 exons. NCBI's taxonomy places the organism in Eukaryota, Metazoa, Arthropoda, Insecta, Coleoptera, Coccinellidae. The record is from RefSeq and is a predicted model, not a curated record.